Molecule: messenger RNA, 426 nt
Organism: Striga asiatica
Lineage: Eukaryota; Viridiplantae; Streptophyta; Magnoliopsida; Lamiales; Orobanchaceae
Source: the annotation of a GenBank genome assembly
AUGAAUGUGUUGUCCGAGAUUGGAGACAAGACCUUUUUCGCAGCCUCUAUAUUGGCAAUGCGCCAUCCGAGAAGACUCGUGUUGUCUGGAUGCCUUUCAGCUUUGAUAGUAAGAUAUAUUUCUCUCGACUUAUUAUUUGAGGAUGACGAAUUGGCUGAAGUGGAGCAAGAACUGAAUGCUGAUCUGAAAGGUGGUAAUGUUGGAGGAACCAAAGAGAAUAAUAAGAUUGCGACCAUAGGUUUGGCUGCGGAUGAGAAUCCAUUUGGUGUUGUUCUUGGUGGAGUACUAGGACAAGCUUUGUGCACUGCAGCUGCUGUCCUGGGAGGAAAGAGUCUGGCAGCUAAAAUAUCUGAAAGAAUGGUUACGCUAUUCGGAGGAAUUCUAUUCAUUGUUUUCGGAAUUCAAUCCUUUUCUUUCAACGGUUGA